This is a messenger RNA of Momordica charantia (bitter melon), 705 nucleotides long. Its product is annotated as multidrug resistance protein ABC transporter family protein. The record is from RefSeq and is a predicted model, not a curated record. Lineage: Eukaryota; Viridiplantae; Streptophyta; Magnoliopsida; Cucurbitales; Cucurbitaceae.
UCUUCCUUCUCCUUCUCCUUUCCCAAUUCCCUACUUUCACUUCCCAUCCUUCUCCCAUGGGCAACGCCACCUCCUUCUCCGGUGCCGGAAAAGUCGUUCUCUCAGACGGUUCCGUUCAGGAGCUCAACGAGCAGUUGACCGCGGCCGAGCUGAUGCUCGAACACCCACGACAGGUUGUCGUUGAGAUAUGCUCGACUAUCGCUGGAAAACGACCGACUUCGUUGCCGGCCGAUGAGAAGCUUGAUUUGAAGAAGGUUUAUGUAAUGCUUCCGAUAAGAGGAGGCAAGCCAGCGUCAUUGUCGUCAGAGGAAAUCCGCCGCAUUCUUCUGUGCACCAACUCGACUUUACGGUUGCAUUCUCUCUUUCGAUCUUCUUCCAAAGUUCUUCCAUGGUUUGCGAGAGUAUGCACGACAACAACGGCGACGACGAUCGGGACGGCCGGAGUGAAGAUGAAAAAGGGAGAUAAUAUGGAGACGGGAGAGGAAAAUAGGUGGGAAACGGAGAUGGCGGCGGAGGGGAGGCCGGAGUAUUUGAGCAGGCAAUUUUCCGGCAGAGGGUGGAAGCCGAGCUUGGACACGAUUAAGGAGAAGAAAUUUGAGAAGAAAAUUUCACAUUGGUUGUUCAAAUUUUGAAGGCAUUAUGAAGCCAUUGCAUAUAUUUGUGUAUUAUUAUUAAGAAUAUGUCCAAUAUCAUGAAAAUAUUUGG